This is a messenger RNA of Pichia membranifaciens NRRL Y-2026, 1393 nucleotides long. RefSeq lists its product as hypothetical. The transcript is spliced from 2 exons. Bases 47 to 1165 code for a protein of 372 amino acids. Gene Ontology annotation, biological process: protein geranylgeranylation. Gene Ontology annotation, cellular component: cytoplasm; Rab-protein geranylgeranyltransferase complex. The record is from RefSeq and is a predicted model, not a curated record. Gene Ontology annotation, molecular function: Rab geranylgeranyltransferase activity. Lineage: Eukaryota; Fungi; Ascomycota; Pichiomycetes; Pichiales; Pichiaceae.
UGGAGUUUUACGGAGACAAAGUGAUCUGCAAUAUUUCAAAACGAGAAUGUCGUUUGUACAGGGAUACAGCCAAAACAGCUCUUUUGAGAGCAUGCAUGGAAGGGACAAAUCAUUGAAAUUAACAAAAGAAGAUGCAUUGAAACGAAUGAAGCUAGAGAAACCCAAGAUUGAUGUCUACAAAAAGCUAUGUGAACGUGUGUUACUCGGAAGGAAACAAAGAAUAUAUAAUCAAAAGUACUACGAUUUAGUGACAGAUUUACUCGAAUGGAAUCAAGAGUUGUACACCGUCUGGAAUUAUAGAAAAGAGCUCAUCACAAACUUUGUAUUCAAGAGUAUUACAAAAGACAACGUUAAAGCACGACAUGACAUAUUAGUAAAGGAGUUGGAGUUUGUACUUAAAAAGUUGAAACAAUCGCCUAAGUCAUACUGGAUCUGGAAUCAUCGAGUUUGGUGUUUGAAACUUGAUAAACUAAGUAAUUGGCUUAUGGAGCUUCAAUUGAUUGAGACCUUUUUGAAAGUGGACUCAAGGAAUUACCACGCUUGGUCAUACAGAAGACUGAUUGCUGGAUUUAUGAAAAACGACCCCGAGUUUACCAAAUCGGACGAGCUGAUCGAUUUUGAUGAAUUCAAAUUUACGACAAAGAUGAUCAAUAAAGACAUCUCAAACUAUUCAGCAUGGCAUAAUAGAUCACAGUUGAUUGUGAAAUUGUUUUUGAAAAGUCCAAAAGUUGAAACGCAAGACGGUGACAAAUAUGCCAGUGAGUAUGUUGAAGUUUUCGCCGAAAAGGACAAAAUUGGUUUUUUGAAGAAAGAGUUGAGCUUGGUAAAAACAGCUAUAUAUACAGAUCCAGAAGAUUCUUCAGUCUGGUUUUACUUGAAAUGGUUGAUAAGCGAUUAUUUCAUAGAUGAGCUAACAAGUACGGAAGAGGUCUUGAAACUUCUAGAAAAAUUGAGUGGCGAUGUUGAAGAGUUGAAUGAGGUUGAAUUCGAUGAUAAUGGAGUUGAGAAUAAAUGGUGUUUGAUAACAGAAGUGUAUUUAAUGAAGCGACUUUUCAAUUUAAGGAAGAGUUCACAGGACUCAGAAAGGUUUCACGAAAUAUUAAAUAAGUUAAAGCUACUCGAUAUAAUGAGAACGGAGCGGUAUAAAGAGAUCAAAUUAACCUAAUUAGAGAAAUAAAAACUAUAAGUUCUAUUUGUUGUACAUGCUGACUUCAUCAGUAAACUUUUGCUUGUUGUAUAAGAACCGUAUUGACCCAUUCUUGGCUAUAUCCGUGUCCCUAGUAUGGAAAAAGAGGUCAUCGUCUGAGUUUGCUGUAUUGUCGGAUGAUAGAUGUGACGGGAUCUUACUGUUAAGGUCUAUUUUUAUGUUAAGUAAUAAGUCUACCAGUUUUUU